AUGGAUGGUCUGGAGCUCUUUGACGCCGAUCACUUCGGCAUGUCGGCCUCGGAGGCGGCAGGGAUGGGCCCGGCUCAGCGGCAGGUCCUGGAGGUGGCGGCCGAAUCCUUGCACCCACUGCAAGGCAGUCCAGACAUCGCUGUGGUGGUGGGCAGCACUCAGCACGACUGGAUGCUCCUCCAGGAGCCUGCAGCCUACACCUCGGCCUAUGGUGGCCUGGCCAUCAACGGAGCCGUCUUGGCCAACAGGAUCUCCUACAACUUUGCCCUCCGGGGUCCCAGCUUUGUCGUGGACACGGCGUGUUCCACUGCACUAGUGGCCGUGGAUGCAGCAUGCAGGUACCUUCCAGACGUUCCUUCUGCGCUCGUGGCAGCCGCCAACCUGCUGAUUGCGCCCCAGGUCUUCGUGCUGUACAGCCUCGCGCAGAUGCUCUCACGCGCCGGCCGCUGCUUCACGUUCAAUGCCACUGCAGACGGCUACGUGCGUGGUGAGGGCAUCGUAGCAAUCCAGCUGUCGGCAAACGAAGCCAAGCAUGCGGAAGGGCACCUGCUCGGCAGCGCCGUGAACAGCGACGGUCGCAGUGCGAGCUUUACAGCGCCCAGUGGCCUUGCGCAGGAGGAGAUGCUCCUUGCCGCCCUCAGAGCCUGCGAUGGACCCUGCGGUCAUUCUGCGCCGAGCGUCGUGGAGACCCAUGGCACCGGCACCGCCUUGGGAGAUCCGAUCGAGCAUCCCACAACCCUGGAGCCCUCUCAGACUGCUCUCAGUCUCAGGCUUCUCAGCUCCUCGAAGACAGGGCUCGGACAUGGCGAGGCCUUGGCAGGGGCGGCUAGCCUACUGCGACUCUUCGCACAAUGUGCGGCGCCGUCGAUUCAUCUCCAGGUGAUGAACGCGCACUUCGACCUGCGCUGUGCAGACGGUUCUGGCUGCUUGGCGUUUGCCUCAGAAGCGGUAGCGGCCCGGCCAGAGCGAGGAGCAUCGUCCUUCGGAUUUGGAGGUACAAAUGCACAUGUGAUCGUGCGGACUGGCGCAGCAACGCCUCCAGCCAGGCGGGCUUCGGAGCUGCACCGGCGACUGCGGCUUCGAUCCCUGCCGUUCCCGUGGAAGGUUGCCCCGGCAGUUCUCGAUGGAAAGCUCUUCGAUGUGCAAUGGACGGAAUGGAGAGAGAUUGAGGAGAAGCCAUCUCCUCUGAAAGACAGCGACCGGUUGAUCGUAGCUCUUUUGCCACCGGACCUGAAAGACGUGCGUUUGCUCACCGGCGACAUUCGGCGCCGGAGCCCUGUGGAGUCAGCGGAGGAGGACUUUGGGAGUCUGCCUGCCAAUCUGGCUGCCGAGGUGAAGUCUCCCGGUUCCUCGCUGGUUCUCUUCCUGAGGCGCUCUGGGACAGAUGCAGGGCUGCUGGCUGAAGAGAUCUUCGAGCUCCUGGCCCUCAGUGGUGCGCUCUGUCGCAGCCGUGUGCGUGCAGAGCUCGUGGUGGUGUCCCAGCGAUGCGCAUUGGCUGGCAUCCCUGGGGAGGGCUCCCCAGCCGCAGCUGCUCUUUGGGGAUUGGCCCGCUCCUUGCGGCUGGAGGCUCCUUGGGUUCGCGUUCGGCUCUUGGACACGGAUGGACCCGAAGAUCUGCAGCAGCUGUUGCCGCUACUUUUGAACCAGGAGGCUGAGCUGGAAUGCGCUUAUCGCCGAUGCAAUCCACAUGUUCUGGUUCCGCGCCUGCGACCCCUACCAGCUUUUGAUGGUACUCCGCCGUGGCCUCCUUUGAGCGGUUGGCACUUGGUUUCCGGCGGCACAGGAGGAAUCGGUCUACUGGCUGCACAGGCUCUGGCACGGCAGGCGGAGGGGCUGGUGCUCCUUUCCCGACGAGGAGUCAUAGCAAAGCAGGAGCAUGCGCUCUUCGAGGAACUGGAAGGUCGACUGCAGAGAAAGCUGCAGAGGGUGCGUGUGGAUGUGUCCAGCCUGGAGGCCAUGGAGGCCGUAAUGCAGCAACUGCCGGAGCUCUCUGGAGUGGUCCACGCCGCACAGGCCCCGUUGGGCUACCGAGACCUGGCAGGACAGUCACGCGAAGCUUUCCUGGGCGAGUAUUCUGUGCGAUUCCCAUUUGCAAGAUAUCUUCUGGGUGCAUUGGCUUGA
Symbiodinium sp. CCMP2456 is the source of this 2121-nucleotide messenger RNA. The record is from the annotation of a GenBank genome assembly. Lineage: Eukaryota; Dinophyceae; Suessiales; Symbiodiniaceae.